Molecule: messenger RNA, 1322 nt
Organism: Paraglomus occultum
Lineage: Eukaryota; Fungi; Glomeromycota; Glomeromycetes; Paraglomerales; Paraglomeraceae
Source: the annotation of a GenBank genome assembly
AUGCUCGCAUACGAAAGUCUUUCUCACCAAGCUUCAAAAAAUAAAAAGAACACGUUAUUUGAUCAGCUGCAAGAGCUGCUGACUCCUGCCCCAGUAGACAUUGACCCAGAGACCUUUGGUGAAACAUUUCAUACAAAUGCAAUUGACGUGGAUGAAAACGAUGCGAGCGAGGAAGAUCAGAAUAAAGGGCGAGAACAUUAUGUCAACGUUGGGUAUGCAACUGGACGUUGUCUCGCAGAGAAAUCAUCCCACGUUGAUACAGCCGCUAUAAGGGAAGAAUUGAGAAAAAUAGAAGACGAUGAGAGAAAGAUUUUAAAAAAGAUGUCGCAAAGUACUAAAGCUGACAUUACAAAGGGCCAGCAUGAUCUUUGGGAUUCAUUCUUAGACACAAGAAUUCGGUUACAAAAGGCUUUAACUUUAGCAAAUACAUUUCCGCAGUACGAUGUUUAUUCACAAUUUCUAAACGAAGAAAUAAACGGCGAAAUCAAAGAAACGCAAACUGAACUGCACGCGUUAAUGGAUAUGCUUAUCGACUUACAAAAGGACAUUUACCAAACGAAUGGGAUUGUCGAAAUUUCCAAAGAUACUGCUACAAAUCGCAAGCGACAACAUGAGGACGAUAGUUAUUUGGACAAUCUUUGGGGAGACAUGCAAGAACUCUACGACAAGUUUAAACCCUUUCGACAGGCAACAAUCGAUAAAUGGAAUAAUAAAGUACAGAUAGCUGCGGGGUUGCCGCUAAACAAGAAAUUCAAGGCCAUCAAUCAAAGUGUCAAUACGCAGAUUGAACAAAUUCUAAACGAUAAAGAACGACUAAUAAAGAGAACGCAGUUAAAGAGAAACGACGAGAAGAUACUGGGGAAAGAGAAACAAAAUGAGCGGGAAGAAGAGAUAAUAUUAAAAGGAGACAAUUAUGAUAAGGAAAUUUUCGAUGAUACAGAUUUUUAUCAGCAGUUACUUAGAGAAUUAAUAGAUAGUAGAAUGGUAGAUACAGACGACCAAUCAUCCCUAGGACUACGCUGGGCAGCCUUAAAACAGACAAAGCAAAAGAAAAAGCAGGUUGAUACGAAAGCCUCAAAAGGCCGCAGAUUGCGAUACCAUGUUCAUGAAAAAUUACAAAACUUUAUGGUUCCCAUACCUGCUGGCACUUGGCAUGAAGAGAUGAUUGACGAGUUGUAUUCGUCAUUAUUGGGGAAGAAGUAUAAUGUUGCGUUGGAUGAAGAUGAGGACAAGAAUGAUGGAAUUGAUGAAGAACAAGGAAAAGAGCAUGCGAAUAGAGGAGCAGGAAUUGUGGAAGGUGUUAGCGGGUUAAAAAUAUUUGG